Brassica rapa (field mustard) is the source of this 3719-nucleotide messenger RNA. RefSeq lists its product as uncharacterized. NCBI's taxonomy places the organism in Eukaryota, Viridiplantae, Streptophyta, Magnoliopsida, Brassicales, Brassicaceae. The record is from RefSeq and is a predicted model, not a curated record.
UGGCCCAAAGGAAAAAAGAAGUGAGAAUUGAAUCUAAUUUUUUAAUAGGCCCAAAUGGCCCAAGAUAGAUUUGAUGUGGGCUGGAUCCGAAAAUAAUGACCCAAUAUAGAUGUGUUAUUAAUAUUACUUGAUUGCCCUUAAUGAAACAUGCAAUGUUAGUAAAGGAAAGGGCAUGCUAAGAUAAUUAUGACAAUAGGAUCCUGCUUUAAUAGUAUAGAUCUAGCUGUUCGUAACAAUAGUAUUGUCUCUGUCACUAAGCAAGUUCACUUUCGGCGGUGUGGUUGCCCGUAUGUGCGAGUUGUAGAAAAACAUGCAUGUAUUUUAAGAUUAUUAUUGAUACUAACUAGAUUUGACCAAAAUUACCACAUUGUGCAUGAGUUCUGUUGAAUAUUUGUGUUUGUGGUAUUCAGUAUGUGAGACUAAUUUAUCUGGAAAUAUGAGUAAACGAAAUGAAGAAUUUAAGAGCAGAAAAGGCCGGAGGCCCGGAGCAACAAUAAUGGACCAGUAAAGAGACAACUAAUAUUAUAAGGAGUAAGGACCCUUGCUAGAGUAUAUUGGUUUCAAGUAAAAUUCAACAUUCUCCUGACGUUUAGCAAGUAUAUAAAAAAAAUAUUGAAGUUGAGGUGAUUAAUAAUGUGACAAGAACUUGGGACAUUGCCCAUCACUCACGUUAAGUCAAAUGAUAGAUAUUUAGGUCUCAUUUCAGCAAUCUCUCACAUGUUACUGUAAUAAGUAGAACAGCAUAUGUAUAGCGGAUCUCAAGUAAGAUGACCUAAAACUUCGAAUCUAAUGAAAAUCGUGAAGCCAGCAUAUUUAUUUUUGUAGAUUCUUUCUUUUCAUGCGUUAGAAGUUGAUUACAUUCACGCGACGGAGGCUUUUUGCUUGCUUUUUUUUUAAUGAACCUAGUUUAAGAUAUAUCACAUUUUGUAUAAAAUCAUCGAUGUAAUAACCCCUAAUAUCUGUUUUGUAUAUUUUAAUAUAUAUCAUUCUGGCUAUGAGUUAUUGUCAUUAUCCUUUUGAUGAGAAAAUAGUGAAUAAUUAAUUCCCAAAAUUUUGUUACCAUGGAAAUGCUGUAAAAUAGUUAAACGCGUUAUCAAUAACCCCAGAGAUUAGGAAAGGCUGAGGAUUUACAUAAGGCGAGAGAGGAAUGGCCGACUUCGCCUUAUUUUAAGCAUUGUCUUCCGUCCUUUUUUAAUAUUUCUUGAUUAUCUUCCCUUAAUCCCAGAAGAUUAAAAAAUCAAAUUAAGUGAUAUAUCUUAUCGAUUCCUUUUCGUUGUGAGUGCAUGUAUAAGUGAACAAAAGUUCGCUUAACGUUCAUCCUUUAACCGUCAGAGAAGAUAAUUACAUGUAUACAGGAAAAACAUUAAAUGUCACAGAUUCUCAGUAAUAUCUCAGAGACCAUCCCUUCCAUGACGUCAACACCUUCGCUUAGCUGUCUCCCUAUUUAAAUUCUCUACAUGCAACAUCCCAUUAAAUAAAAAUAAAAGAAAAACAAAAGCCACAAAAAAAUCAAUAUUUUCUGAGUUUUGUUAUUUAUUUAAAUUCAAGAAUAUGGAGAGAGCCUCUUCUUCCUCCUCCAAGUCAUCAUCAUCCAUGGCUUCUUGUUCUUCUGAUCAGUCUCUUUCCAUCAUUUCCGAUAAAACCUCGUCUUAUCUGACGUCAUCCAUGAUUUCCCGCACGUCAUCAUCAUCUUCCUCCGCCGUGGGAGACUACAUCGGGACAGAGAGCUGCUUCGACGUCCUCUCCGCCGACGAAGAAAACGACGUAUUCUCCUCCUCCGAGUCUAUGAACCGGUAUCGUUACGGAGGAAGGAGGAGAGAGGAGAGAGAAGCAAGAGCCGCGGCGGCGCGUGAGUUUCCCCCGCCGAUACCGUUGCUUGCUCAGACAGAGAAUCUUCUCCCGCACAUGCCGUGGGUUUUGAAGCGUGUGUUGACGAGCGACGGGAGGCUUAUCCUGAGGGAAGAGAAGGUUCGUCAUCACGAGUACUUCCGUGCGCAUAGAUCUAAUGGCCGUCUCACUCUCGACCUUGUUCCUCUAGACGAUGACGUUUUUGAACUUCCUCAAGAGCCCUCUCAUUACCAAUCUGAUGGUGAUAAUGAUUAUGAUCACGAUGAUGAUGAGAAUGAUCAGUGUGAUGAUCAUCAACACGAGGUGGGGGAAGAUUUGGAUGAUCUGGCGGAUAAUGUUGAUAAGAGUGUCAUUAUUACUGCCCCUGACGAUAAAGAUGGUGUUAUCCAUAAUUGUGAUCAUGAUAAGGGCAAUGUGCAUGGUGGUAGUGAAGAUGGAUAUAGGAAAGCUAUAUUAGCGGCGGUGGCGGAUGAGACGGUGGUGGAGAGCGGAGGAGGAGGAUCACCGAGAGGAAAGUGUUUGAAGUCUUGUUUUGUUGGUAUGAUAGUUCGAGAGAUCAGACCAGUUCUUAGUUGAUUGUUAUUCUUAAUUAGUACUCCCAACAAUUAGCUUAUUCGUUUCUUUCUGGAAAACAAAUAUUACCAUCGCUGAGAAUUAAACAAGUAUUACCGGCUUAAUUUAUAAGAAUAACUGAGUGUUUUUUUCAAUAAAGAUUUGUUUCUUGUUUUUGUAUUUUUCAGUGUAAUUUAUCUUCUUUGAGGGUAUUCUACGAUAUUUUAAAAACUGUUUAGUUGGUUAAUAUUUUUGUCCGUACGUGAGUGGUGCUUUUUUUGUGGUUUUAAAUUUCUCUGGCCGGGUGAAUUAAUACUAUGGAAAAGAGAUACACUUGUAAGAGAAAAUAUUUAAAAUCGAAUCGUAAUCUCUCUAGAGGAUAUUAAGUAAAUAUUGGAAAUUCUGAAUACAGAUUUAGAAAGAGCAACUGCGAAAAAUCGAUGAGAAGAUAUAACAGCUGAUAUUCGAUAAAACCAUAUGGUGCAAACAGCUAAUGUAUAUAUAUACAGGGGCGGAUCUGGACAAAAUAUUUAUAUGGGGCACAAAUAAAUUAUAUAGCAAAAAUAAAAUAUAAACAAAAGUUAUAGCUAUGCAAUUUUUAUUUAAAAAAAAUCAAACUUGUAAUUUUUUUGAAUUCUGAGUUUUAAAAAGAAAACUCAAACUAAUAAGAAAAACAAUUUGGAUCUUUUUUAUUUCGUAUAAAUCAGAUUCUAAAAUGUUUUGAUAAAUUAACUAAUAAGUCAUGAAAGAAAUUGACAAAACAAUAUAUAUAUAUAUAUAUAUAUAUAUGUGAGAUGGCUACAUGGAAAAAUGAUAGUAGAAAAGAACAUGGAAACAAGACGGUGAGUGGGAGAGUCGAACACAUAUCUUAUGGGACUAUCGAUUCAACUAGUAAGCAAUUAACCUAAGGACCAUAGUUAGACUAAUUACUUAAAGGUUUCUUAUAAUCAGUGUGUGGCACAUGCCCCACCCUUCAACAACCUAGGUCCGCAAUAUAUAUAUAUACAAGAUAUGAGCCCGUUGCGUUGCAACGGGUUUUGUUUGAUGUUUUAAUUUAAUAAAAACCAUAAAAUAAUAAAUCAUUUUAUUAUAGUAUUAUGAUUGUUUUUUUGCAUAUAUUGUUUGAGAUUUAUUUUAUAAUUGAAACUCGUUUUCACACAUAAGUUCAAGUUAAUAUUUGUAUUUUAUAAUCAUGGUGUAUAGAUUAGUUGUUAUAAACUUUAUACAAAUGAUUAGAGAAAAUAAUAUACGUAAACACUUAAACUGAACACAAUCCGAAAUAAGAAAUAAAAAGUAAAAAAAAUAAAAAUUAAAUACAC